AUGAUAAGGACGUGCUCUAGGAACUUGUACGACACUGCUAGACCGCUUUCGUCAAGAACAAUUGGAAUUAAAAGAAUGAGCUCAAAAGGCAGACCAGAAAAUGCCAAAUUCUUGAAGGCCCACCCUGUUUCUAACGCAGACGAGUGUAAAUGGAUUGGUCUCGAGAGGAUCGAAUACCUCGACCCCAACGGAACUAAAAGGCAGUGGGACAGUGCUGUUAGAAGAACGAGAAACUCCGGUGGCGUUGAUGGUGUGGGGAUCCUGGCCAUUUUGAGGGCCCCAGGCCAAGACCCCGAAAUUUUGCUACAGAAGCAAUUCAGACCCCCAGUUGAAGGGGUCUGCAUUGAGAUGCCAGCUGGCUUAAUUGACUCAGAAGAGUCGGUGGACAUGGCAGCAUUGAGGGAACUAAAGGAAGAGACUGGUUACUCUGGUAAAAUUGUUAGCAAAACACCAACAAUUUUCAAUGAUCCAGGGUUUACCAACACCAACCUUUCACUAGUAACGGUUGAAAUUGACACAUCUGCCCCCGAAAACCAGAACCCACAAACACAGCUGGAGGACAGCGAAUUCAUUGAGUGCAUCAAAGUUCCACUCAAGAACUUUGCAGACGAGAUGGACAAUCUUGCCAAGCAAGGCUACAAGCUUGAUGCUCGUGUGCAGAACGUGGCCCAAGGUAUCAGAUUAGCUCAAAAGUACAGUUUGUAA
This is a messenger RNA of Lachancea thermotolerans CBS 6340, 705 nucleotides long. RefSeq names its product ADP-ribose diphosphatase (gene YSA1). The record is from RefSeq and is a predicted model, not a curated record. The transcript has a single exon. NCBI's taxonomy places the organism in Eukaryota, Fungi, Ascomycota, Saccharomycetes, Saccharomycetales, Saccharomycetaceae. Gene Ontology annotation, biological process: nucleoside phosphate metabolic process; ribose phosphate metabolic process. The coding region runs from base 1 to 705 and encodes 234 amino acids. Gene Ontology annotation, cellular component: cytosol; nucleus. Gene Ontology annotation, molecular function: ADP-ribose diphosphatase activity.